This is a messenger RNA of Rhineura floridana, 996 nucleotides long. It is a transcript of the gene TNNT1, whose product is annotated as troponin T1, slow skeletal type. Bases 181 to 756 code for a protein of 191 amino acids. The record is from RefSeq and is a predicted model, not a curated record. Gene Ontology annotation, molecular function: tropomyosin binding; troponin T binding. Gene Ontology annotation, biological process: sarcomere organization; slow-twitch skeletal muscle fiber contraction; regulation of muscle contraction. The transcript is spliced from 11 exons. Gene Ontology annotation, cellular component: troponin complex. NCBI's taxonomy places the organism in Eukaryota, Metazoa, Chordata, Lepidosauria, Squamata, Rhineuridae.
UCUUUCUCUCUUAUUCCUGAAGAAGAGGAACAAGCUGAAGAAGAAGUGGCUGAAGAACCUGAGUCGGCUCCUGAGCCAGAGGAAGAACGCCCCAGACCAAGGCCAGUGGUUCCUCAGUUGGCUCCUCCAAAAAUCCCUGAGGGAGAGAGAGUGGAUUUCGAUGACAUCCACCGGAAGCGUAUGGAGAAGGAUCUCCUGGAGCUGCAGACCCUCAUUGAUGUGCACUUUGAGCAGAGGAAGAAAGAAGAGGAAGAACUCGUUGGUCUCAUGUCGAGGAUUGAGCGCCGGCGGGCAGAGCGUGCUGAGCAGCAGCGGGUCCGCACGGAGAAGGAACGGGAGCGGCAAGCCAAACUUGCUGAAGAGAAGAUGAGGAAGGAAGAGGAAGAGGCUAAGAAACGAGCAGAAGACGAUGCCAAGAAGAAGAAAGUGCUCAACAUGGGAGCUCAUUUUGGUGGAUACCUGGUAAAGGCAGAACAAAAACGGGGCAAGAGGCAGACAGGCCGCGAAAUGAAGGUCCGGAUCUUAUCAGAGCGGAGGAAACCACUCAACAUAGACAACUUCGGGGAGCAAGAGCUGAGGGACAAGGCCAAGGAGCUGCACGACUGGAUCCAUGAACUAGAAUCAGAGAAGUUUGACCUGAUGGAGAAACUCAAAUGUCAGAAGUAUGAGAUCAAUGUUCUCUACAACCGCAUCAGCCACGCCCAGAAAUUCAAGAAAGGUGCUGGAAAAGCCAGACUUGGUGGCCGCUGGAAGUAAAAGAGAAGACACACCCUCUCACACACACACCCCCGUGCACAGUGAUCUGGAAGGCCCUCACACAGUCAGCAGAAGCCACGCUUCACUUCAGCGAGCCAUUGUUUCCCCUGCUCUGUUUUGUGUUGAAAGUUGGCCUCCACCUGCCCUGUGUCCAUUCUCCUUCCUAUCAUGCAUGCCUGUAACAUGUUCAGUGUCACAAGUGAGACACAAUAAACCAACCUCUUCCCUCUGUGGAAUCUC